CAAGGUGGGGCCAAGGCGCCCGCAGUGUAGGGUACGCGCUGGGUUAGGGGGCAACAGUCCACCAUAACCCGGAGACAGCCGGCGGUGGGUGAAGGAUGGCAACAGCCUCCUCGGACUUAGCCAGCUCUGGAGCGCCCCCGCCCGGCGGGGGUGCCCAGGCGGCAGCAGUGGCUGAGGAGGAGGAGCGAGAGGUGGUACGGGUCCGAGUCAAGAAAUGUGAGAGCUUCUUGUCGCCUGAGUUUCGUUCUUUUGCUGUAGACCCUCAAAUCACCUCUCUGGACGUGUUACAGCACAUCCUCAUCCGAGCCUUUGACUUGAAUGGGAAGAAGAACUUUGGCAUCAGUUACCUUGCCCGGGACCGGCUAGGACAGGAAGCUUUCCUCUCUCUGCUCUCUGACUGGGACCUCAGCACAGCUUUUGCCACUGCUUCCAAACCUUACUUGCAGCUGCGUGUAGACAUUCGGCCCUCAGAAGACAGCCCGUUACUGGAAGACUGGGACAUAAUCAGCCCCAAGGAUGUCAUUGGUUCUGACUUGCUACUGGCUGAGAAACGGUCAUCGCUGACAACAGCUGCCCUGCCUUUCACACAAUCCAUCAUCUCUCAGGUGGGCCGCACGUUGUCUAAGGUCCAGCAGGUGCUGAGCUGGUCAUAUGGAGAAGAUGUCAAACCUUUCAAACCACCCCUGAGCGAUGCUGAAUUUCAUACAUACCUGAAUCAUGAGGGCCAGCUCUCCCGUCCUGAGGAGUUGCGUCUGCGGAUCUAUCAUGGUGGUGUGGAACCCUCACUGAGAAAGGUGGUGUGGCGGUACCUGCUGAAUGUGUACCCAGAUGGACUGACAGGCCGUGAGCGAAUGGACUACAUGAAACGUAAGAGUCGUGAAUAUGAGCAGCUCAAGAGCGAAUGGGCUCAGCGAGUGAACUCUGAAGACCUAGAAUUCAUCCGUAGUACAGUUCUCAAGGAUGUGCUGAGAACAGACCGGGCCCACCCCUACUAUGCAGGGCCGGAAGAUGGCCCACAUCUACGGGCCCUGCAUGACCUGCUCACCACCUAUGCGGUUACCCACCCACAGGUGUCCUACUGCCAGGGUAUGAGUGACCUUGCUUCACCCAUCCUUGCUGUCAUGGACCAUGAGGGCCAUGCAUUUGUGUGCUUCUGUGGCAUCAUGAAGCGCCUGGCUGCCAACUUCCAUCCUGAUGGCCGUGCCAUGGCCACCAAGUUUGCCCACCUCAAGCUGCUGUUGAGACAUGCUGACCCAGACUUCUACCAGUACCUGCAAGAAGCGGGUGCUGAUGACCUCUUUUUCUGUUACCGCUGGCUACUGCUGGAGCUUAAGCGGGAGUUUGCCUUUGAUGACGCACUCCGCAUGCUCGAGGUCACCUGGAGUUCAUUGCCCCCUGAUCCUCCCAAGCAUGAAGUAGAGCUCGUUGGACCCCCCAACCAAGUGACAGACACUGGGUUUGGGGGCCACAGGGCACGACCAGUACGUCAGAGGCACAUGCUGAGACCUGCUGGUGGAGGAGGCAGUGCUUUUGAACAUGCUGUUGACCACCUGGCUACAUCUAGCCAGGGGCCUAGUGGUGGGGGACGUCUCCUGAGACAAGCCAGUCUGGAUGGUCUCCAGAAACUCAGGGAUAAAACAGGCCCCAGGAGGGACCCUCUGGUCCAGCUGCCAUACCCAGCUGCCCUCAUUAGCUCCAAGUCGUUGUCUGAGCCCUUGCUGAAUUCCCCAGACCCACUCCUCUCUCCAUCUUCCCAUCCUGAUUCCCCAUCUUCAUCAUCUCCACCAUCCACCCAAGAGGCCUCUCCCUCUGGUGACAUGGCUCUGGGAUCUCCCUUGAUGCAAGAGGUAGGUUCUCCUGGAGACCUUAGGCAGUCCUCGACACACCCACCUCCUAUGGGCCUGCCCCCACCCCAAGAGUUUGGCCAGGGGAACCCAUUCAUGCUCUUCCUCUGCCUGGCUAUCCUGUUGGAACACCGUGACCACAUCAUGCGCAAUGGACUGGAUUACAACGAGCUGGCCAUGCACUUUGACCGCCUGGUGCGUAAACACCAUCUGGGGCGUGUUCUGCGCCGGGCUAAGGCUCUCUUUGCUGAUUACCUGCAGUCUGAAGUGUGGGACUCAGAGGAGGGGGCUGAGGCCACUGCUCCAUCUUGAUUAUGCUCCCUCUAGCCCUCUAUCAGCCCCACUGGUACUCGGUAUUUUUCCAUGAGGACCUCCUUGCCUGUCAUCCCUAGAUGUGUUUGAACCUGGGGCCCUUUCUCCCCAUGUUUGAGUAUGUGGGGCUCAACCUUGGCACUGCCCCAUGGAGGUCACAACCUCUUUGCUGUUCUUUUGUUUUUAAACCACUUUGCACACA
Messenger RNA from Jaculus jaculus (lesser Egyptian jerboa), 2358 nucleotides. RefSeq names its product TBC1 domain family member 25 (gene Tbc1d25). Gene Ontology annotation, cellular component: autophagosome. NCBI's taxonomy places the organism in Eukaryota, Metazoa, Chordata, Mammalia, Rodentia, Dipodidae. The record is from RefSeq and is a predicted model, not a curated record. The coding region runs from base 96 to 2156 and encodes 686 amino acids. Gene Ontology annotation, molecular function: GTPase activator activity. The transcript is spliced from 6 exons. Gene Ontology annotation, biological process: regulation of autophagosome maturation; activation of GTPase activity.